CACUUGCUGGUGUGAGUUUGAGCUCAGUGGUCUGUUAAGGUUGUGGUGGUGUUGAGCCUGGCUAUAGCCUGAACAUUAACAACAUGGUUAACAGGAGGCGAAACGGAUCUCGCAGCCAGCAGGCUCAUGCUCAGCACAGACACAGACCACCAGCUGCCAAGACUCUAAGAGAACCAGCAAUCUUUUCUUGUGGUUUGGGCACAGAUUCUGAUGUCACUCAUGAUAAGGUGACUUUAGCCCAUGCCCGGCGUGGCACACCUGCUCACCGACCUGUGAGGGUCUAUGCUGAUGGAAUAUUUGACCUUUUCCACUCUGGUCAUGCAAGAGCUUUAAUGCAGGCCAAGAAUCUUUUUCCAAACACAAGCUUGAUUGUUGGAGUUUGCAGUGACAAGUUGACACACAGGUAUAAAGGCUACACCGUGAUGACUGAGUCAGAGCGCUACGAGGCCCUCAUCCACUGCCGCUAUGUAGAUGAGGUCGUUCGAGAUGCUCCAUGGACAAUCACACCUGAGUUCCUGAAAAAACAUAGGAUUGACUUUGUGGCCCAUGAUGAUAUCCCAUACACUUCAGCAGGAUCAGAAGAUGUGUACAAACAUAUCAAAGCAGCAGGAAUGUUUGUACCCACUCAGAGGACAGAAGGUAUUUCCACCUCUGACCUUAUCACACGGAUUGUCAAAGACUACGAUGUCUAUGUCAGACGGAACUUGCAGAGAGGCUACACAGCCCGGGAACUGAACGUCAGCUUCAUCAAUGAGAACAAGUAUCGUCUGCAGAACCAGGUGGAUAAGAUGAAGGAAAAGGUGAAGACAGUGGAAGAGAAGUCCAAACACUUAGUCCACCGGGUGGAGGAGAAGAGCCAUGACCUCAUUUUUAAAUGGGAGGAAAAAUCUCGUGAGUUUAUCGGUAACUUCCUGGAGCUCUUUGGCCCUGAUGGACCGUGGCACAUGAUUCAGGAGCGGAGUGGCCGUGUGCUGCAGGCCCUGUCUCCGUACCAGUCUCCCCGCACCUCUCCCAGCAGCAGCCCUACAAGAGAGCGCUCUCUCUCACCCCGACCCUCUAAGCUUCAACCAGCUCACCACCAGUAACAGAGGGGGCAGUAAACACAUUUAUACACCAUCAAUUAUACCUAAACACCUUUCAGUCCUCCAGCAUAAAACUUACGUGCAUACUAACAGCCCUUGCAAGUUUGUGAUCAACCCACAUGCACCCCAUAAAACAUGUCAGUGCUUUACUGCCGCAUUCCACAAUUUCAUCCACUAACUGAAUUAUUGAAAGCACUGUAUGUGGCAUGGUAUGUGACAUUCAACUUACUUUGCAUUAUAUAUUUCUUGUAUUACUAACUUGACCAUAAUUUAUUGAUUUGUAUUUGUUAAUUAUGUAAGGGACAACAACACUUACACUAUAUGAAUAAUAAUGUAAUUUUCUACAUUGACAUGCCAUUAACUGUAAUUUUAUUUAACAAUAUUUAUUUAUAUUACAAAAUAGGUUUAGAAUCAUUUCCCAUAACAAACACUGUAUAUGCAUUCUUGUUUCGACCCAUUUAAAAAGCAUUUUCUUAUUUUUUCAGAUUUAAAUUAAAUGUGUGUAUCUGCACAUUCAUUGAAAAAUAAAGUUGAAUGUCAAGCA
This is a messenger RNA of Trichomycterus rosablanca, 1626 nucleotides long. It is a transcript of the gene pcyt1bb, whose product is annotated as phosphate cytidylyltransferase 1B, choline b. Gene Ontology annotation, biological process: CDP-choline pathway. Gene Ontology annotation, molecular function: phosphatidylcholine binding; choline-phosphate cytidylyltransferase activity. Bases 84 to 1085 code for a protein of 333 amino acids. NCBI's taxonomy places the organism in Eukaryota, Metazoa, Chordata, Actinopteri, Siluriformes, Trichomycteridae. The transcript is spliced from 8 exons. The record is from RefSeq and is a predicted model, not a curated record.